This is a messenger RNA of Cordyceps fumosorosea ARSEF 2679, 993 nucleotides long. RefSeq names its product oligosaccharyl transferase. The transcript is spliced from 4 exons. The record is from RefSeq and is a predicted model, not a curated record. The coding region runs from base 1 to 993 and encodes 330 amino acids. Gene Ontology annotation, cellular component: oligosaccharyltransferase complex. NCBI's taxonomy places the organism in Eukaryota, Fungi, Ascomycota, Sordariomycetes, Hypocreales, Cordycipitaceae.
AUGCGUAUUCUGCCGUCCUUGCUUGGCGCAUGCCUUUUCACAGGCUUCUCCUCUGCUGAGAAGAAGUCCUCUGAACAACGAUUCAACGAGUUACACAAGCUCUCGAAAAGCUCACCUUCUCUCCAGCUGAAGGAAACCUCGUACAAGUCAUUGACGUCGUCUCCUCGGGACUACAGCGCGGCUGUUCUUCUCACGGCUCUUGACCCACGGUUCGGUUGCCAGCUAUGCCGUGAAUUUCAACCAGAAUGGGACUUGUUAGCCAGGAGUUGGCUGAAAGGCGACAAGGCUGGAGAGGCAAGGCUUCUGUUUGGUUCCUUGGAUUUUGAAAAGGGUAAAGAUGUUUUUGCAUCGCUUGGUCUUCAAACUGCCCCUGUCGUGAUGCUGUUCCCGCCAACCGAAGGCCCACACGCGGCGUCCUCUCCUGAGCCGAUUCGAUACGACUUUACAACUGGUGGUGUUGGUGCCGAGAGCAUUCAUGCUUGGAUUUCACGACACAUGGCCGGCCGACCGACGCCCCCGGUGCAGCGACCCUUUAACUACAUGCGCUGGGCGACUGGAGCGACGAUCUUGCUCGGAGUCGGAACGGCAUUGGCUACUGCUUCGCCCUUUAUCCUGCCGAUUAUCCAGAACCGUAACAUUUGGGCCUCCAUCAGCCUAGUGUCUGUUCUCCUCUUCACCAGCGGUCACAUGUUUAACCAUAUUCGCAAGGUGCCGUACAUCGCCGGAGACGGCAAGGGUGGAAUCUCGUACUUUGCUGGUGGGUUCCAGAAUCAAUUCGGUCUUGAGACGCAAAUUGUUGCAGCCAUCUACGGCCUGCUCUCUUUCUGCACUAUUACUCUUGCCGUCAAGGUGCCGCGCAUGACUGAUGCCAAAACCCAGCAGGCUACGGUGUUUAUAUGGGGUGCAGUUUUAUUCCUCAUGUAUAGCUUCUUGCUGAGCGUCUUCCGCUUCAAGAACGCAGGUUACCCAUUCUCCCUACCCCCUUUUAUGUGA